UGGGUGGGCCUCUCUCACCCUAGGGUAAGAGUUCUCACCCCGUUCUCACCCCUCUCACGCCAGUCUCCAGGCAACUCACCCAUAUCACCCACACUCACCCUAGGAAUAUGUGGCUUAAGUACGGCUGAGCGGACGGGAAGCCCUGUUCUCCACACCCUAUGGUCGUAUGUGUUGAAAUGGCGUUUUAAGAGAAAUAUGAAGUAA
Molecule: messenger RNA, 204 nt
Organism: Penicillium atrosanguineum
Lineage: Eukaryota; Fungi; Ascomycota; Eurotiomycetes; Eurotiales; Aspergillaceae
Exons: 2
Source: RefSeq, a predicted model, not a curated record